AUGUUCCAUCGGCUCUGGAUCGGCAACAUUGACCCCAAAAUCACAGAGUACCACCUAGUGAAGCUCCUGGAGAAGUUUGGCAAAGUGAAGCAGUUUGACUUCCUGUUCCAUAAGUCAGGUCCCCUGGAGGGCCAGCCAAGAGGAUACUGCUUUGUCAACUUCCACACCAAAGAGGAGGCUGAACGGGCUAUUCAGUGUCUGAAUGGAAAAUUGGCACUUUCUAAGAAGUUAGUGGUGCGUUGGGCUCAUGCUCAGAAGUUUGAACCCUUCAGAGGAGACAAAAAUAUGCCGGCCAGUUUAGAGCCUUCAUCCAGUGAAGCCGAGGAGCUGCCAACCGCACUAGGUGUUAAUGCAAAGAUUCGUGCCAUCGAAGCCAAGCUGCAGAUGAUGGAAGAAAACCCAGAUGACUAUUCCGGCCCAUCUGCGUACAUCUACAACAAACCCUCCGAUAAAAGAGACAAGAGGUCCCAGCCCUACUACAAGCCGUUCCACAAAUUCAGGAGAUGACCUCUCCAACAACUGUCCAAGUGUCUCUGCACUGAAGGGACUGUGAGAUGUGUGGAGAUAAGCUAAGCUGCUCUUGUCUCUUGGCCAGUGAGAGACAAACAGUGAAAGUCCAACACCUUUGAUUUGUAGUGCUGUUCUGUCUCUCGGCCAGUGAAGGAGUCGUUUUACUGUGAAAGACAGCUGAUGUAAGCAGAAUCUAACCACAAAAUUCUAGUGAAUUCAUUUUUCCUUUUUUGAACAUUGAUGUUACCCAAGUAAUUUCAGUUCUUCGGGGGUUUAAAGGGAUAGUUCAGUUGAAAGAUGACAAUUCUGUCAUCAUUUACUCCCCUUUGUUGUUCCAAACCAGUAAGAGGAUUUUGAUAAACGUCUUUUUUGGGUCAAGUCAAUGUUGUUUGAACCCUAAAGUAUAUUCUUUUGUGCUCCACAGAAGAAACAACAGUUGUACAGGUUUGGAAAAUCAUGGAGGCACAUAAAUCAUGAUCGAAAUUUCACUAUCCUUUCAUGAGUUUUGCAUCUUUUCAAAAUCUCAGUUUACAUCCCUUUCUUGAAAUCCUUCCAGAAUAUAUCUCGCGUUGUUUUUUUAUUGUAAACUGCCCAGUGUGCUGCUUGCGAAAGUGUUGUUGUGUGUUGCGAGUCUCAUGAUCCUAAAUCUACAUACUACUCAGACUUUACCAUUCUUUGUUACACUGUUGUAUGUGUAACGGAAGCACAAUAUUAUGCAUUGUUUAUUUAACUAUUAAUAUCUUGAAUUUUUAAGUCUAAAGUGAAAAGGGCUUUUAUCACAUGAUCUGCAGAGGGGGCAUCACAACAGCAGAUGUCAUCAACAGUUUAGAUCAAGUGUAAAUAUCCAGGUAUUUUGAUAGAUUUUGCUCCUGUCGUGUUCAAAAAUAAAUGAAACGGUCCUCCUAGGUG
Sinocyclocheilus rhinocerous is the source of this 1419-nucleotide messenger RNA. RefSeq names its product probable RNA-binding protein 18. NCBI's taxonomy places the organism in Eukaryota, Metazoa, Chordata, Actinopteri, Cypriniformes, Cyprinidae. Bases 1 to 507 code for a protein of 168 amino acids. The record is from RefSeq and is a predicted model, not a curated record. Gene Ontology annotation, molecular function: RNA binding. The transcript has 5 exons.